CUUAAUCAGUAGUUUUUCAUCAUUGGACUAGCAAGUCUCGUUCUUGUUCGUUCUUCUGUCUAUAAAGAACAGAAUAACAGUUUUUUCUACUUGGAUAUUCUGAUAAGACAGAAUGAUAUAUUAUUAUCUCAUGAUGAUUAUUGGCAUUCUUUAUUUCUUCUUUGAUAUUAAUUAUUUUGUGAGAUUUUUAUUCACGCUCAUUUGGACCAAAUUUAUUCAAGAAAAGACAAAACUUUUAGACGAAACUACGAUCUAUGGUGUAUGUACUACUCAAGACUUGGACGUUAUUAUGUCACAUAUGAAUAAUGCAAGAUAUCUGCGUGAAAUAGAUUUUUCUCGUUUCCAUUAUUUUAUACGAACCAAAGUGUAUUCUUCGUUGAAGAAAAUGGGUGUCAAGUCAGUCCUCGGUGCCUCGUGCACAAGAUAUCGACGAUCGAUUCCUUUCUUCAUGAUGUACAAAAUUACGACUAAGUUGAUUUAUUGGGACGAAAAAAGUUUCUAUUUCGAGCAUAAAUUCAUAAAUGUUCGAGAUAACUUCAUUCAUACCAUUAUUCUUAGCAAGCAAACGACGAUUGGCAUGAAGAUGUCCUUAAACGAAUUUUUCAAGGAACUUGAACCUGAAAUUUGUUUGCCUGAGAUAAACGAUGAUUUGAGAUUAUGGAUGGAAUCGAUGCAACACUCUUCUCAGAAACUCAAAAAGAAGGAUUAGAGAUCUUUUUUUUCUCUUAGAUUUCUCAAAAAAUUUGUGAAAUUAUAUACGAGUUCUAUUUUUGUUAUCAUAUUAAUCUAUUUUCGUUUAAAAAUUCUUUGUAUCUAUCGAGCGUUUUAAAUUAAUUAAUGGUGACAGUAUGAUGAACCAAUAAACAAGGACGUACACCAGAAA
This is a messenger RNA of Vespula vulgaris, 883 nucleotides long. RefSeq names its product protein THEM6-like. The transcript is spliced from 3 exons. The record is from RefSeq and is a predicted model, not a curated record. Bases 113 to 709 code for a protein of 198 amino acids. NCBI's taxonomy places the organism in Eukaryota, Metazoa, Arthropoda, Insecta, Hymenoptera, Vespidae.